This is a messenger RNA of Setaria italica (foxtail millet), 1175 nucleotides long. Its product is annotated as zinc finger A20 and AN1 domain-containing stress-associated protein 11. The transcript has a single exon. Gene Ontology annotation, biological process: protein ubiquitination. NCBI's taxonomy places the organism in Eukaryota, Viridiplantae, Streptophyta, Magnoliopsida, Poales, Poaceae. The coding region runs from base 185 to 721 and encodes 178 amino acids. The record is from RefSeq and is a predicted model, not a curated record. Gene Ontology annotation, molecular function: zinc ion binding; ubiquitin-protein transferase activity; DNA binding.
CCCGCCUCCCCCCAACCCAUUUCCUCUCCCUCAGCUCAGGCCAGGCCGCCGGUGUGCCUCCGCCUCCUCCUGUGCUCUGCUCUCCUCCCCUCCCCGCGGCCCCGCCGGAUCGCCCAGAGCCGCCGCCUCGCUGCCGGAUUCACACCGAGCCGUCGCGAGGCUCUACACACACACCUAUUUUCUCAUGGCGCAGCGCGACAAGAAGGUGGAGGAGCCAACGGAGCUGCACGCGCCGGAGCUCACGCUCUGCGCCAACAGCUGCGGCUUCCCGGGGAACCCGGCCACCAAGAACCUGUGCCAGAACUGCUUCCUGGCCGCCUCCGCCUCGGCCUCGGCCUCCGUCUCGCCGCCGUCGCCGUCCCCUUCUACUACCACCGCGGCGUUCGACAAGCCGUGGCCAGCUGCGGCCUCCGCCUUCUCUGCGCCAACGCCGCUGGCGGUGGUGGCGCCGUUCUCUCCGGCCGUUGACCGGCCAGCGGGGGGGCCCGUGGAGUCGUCCUCUUCCAACAAGGCGCCCCGGACGUCGUCGGUCAACCGGUGCCAUAACUGCCGGAAGCGCGUGGGGCUGACGGGGUUCCGGUGCCGGUGCGGCGAGCUCUUCUGCGGCGCGCACCGGUACUCGGACCGCCACGACUGCAAUUUCGACUACAAGGGCGUCGGCCGGGACGCCAUCGCCCGGGAGAACCCCGUCGUGCGCGCGGCCAAGAUCGUUAGGUUCUGAGAGGGAGGGAGCAUCGGACGGAGGACGCCUACACCGAUCCGCAGAGAUCGAUCGAUCGUUGGAUCUCCCUCUCAAGUUCCCUUUUUAUUUCUCUUUUCUUUCUUUUCCUUCUUUACAAGAAAUUUAAAGGUGACCGGUCGAGCGAGGGUGUUAUCAUCGUGCUGUUCUUGAGGAUCCCAUAAACAAGAAGAAGAAGAUGAAGGAAAAAAGAUGGAGCAGAUCAUGGGAGGCAUGGCAGGCGGGGAAGCAGCUACGAAAGGGAUCAAAAGCAAGAACAGUGCGAUGAUAAUGUUGUUGUAGCGGUGGUUGGGGGUGGAGGGGAAGAGAUAGGGUUGGUUUGGUGUGUUGUCCUACUACAAAUCACAAUCUUCUAUUUAAUUUUCUCUCUCUCUCUCUCUCUGUAUAAAAUUAAAUUAUAAAUUGGAAUCUCCCUAUUGCCCAGCUUGAGCUACUA